UUUAAAAUGAUUAACGGGCUUUGAAAUGGGCCAAAAGAAGUGGCAACCAAGCAAAGAGAUUAGAGCAAAAAGGCCCAGAAGGGAAGGGGUUUGAGAGAUAAACCCUAAAUCGAAGACUGUUCUCGGUGAUCUGAUCUGAUCUGGUAAUCGAUGGCGAGUCGGCUCAAGGAGAUAGUGAAGAAGUACGGGAAAGUAGCGCUGGGGGUCCAUUUCUCCGUCUCCGGCGUCUCCAUCAGCGGAUUCUACAUCGCCAUCAAGAACAACGUCGAUGUGGAGUCCCUCCUCGACAAGUACCAAAUCCCUUGGUUCUCCUCCGAUGAGAAAGCUUCUGCGGAGGAGAAGAGCCGGCAGCUGGCCAAAUCAGCAGGCGGAGCCCUAGCUUUGGCGGUUCUGUGCAAUAAGGCGCUGUUUCCGAUAAGGGUGCCGAUCACGAUGGCGUUGACUCCCCCGAUCGCUAGAUUCCUCCGGCAGAGAAAGAUCGUCGGAUGAAUUGCUCUCCGCAAACAUUUCAUCAUCUGUUCUUUUUUUGUUUUGUUCUGUUCUGUGUGUGUUGGAUGAGAAAUUUCAGAGAUAUAUUGUGAUGCUUAUUGUAUCGAGUGAAUCCCAAAAUAGUUUAUGAAAUUAGCAUUUUCCCAAUAAACAUAACAAUAUUGAAAUCAAAAAUAGCUUUUUUUUUUCUU
Brassica rapa (field mustard) is the source of this 680-nucleotide messenger RNA. RefSeq lists its product as uncharacterized. Lineage: Eukaryota; Viridiplantae; Streptophyta; Magnoliopsida; Brassicales; Brassicaceae. The record is from RefSeq and is a predicted model, not a curated record. Gene Ontology annotation, cellular component: mitochondrion.